CUUCGAUUUUUGAUAGAAAAUCUAUAAAUUCAAGGGGUGGUUUUACUAUUUGGCAAUUACUAUAUUGCUUUUCUGAAGUGAAGAAAAAAUCUUCUUCAGUAAUACCACCAUCAAACCUUGGCAAGGGCAUUAAACAAUUAUGUUGUUUAAAAUAUUUAUAGUACAAAUAACCGCAAAAAUACACAAAAGCAUUUUUAUGUAGAAAGCUACUUUCAUCUACGUCCACAUUUACCUCGAUUUGUAUAUUUUGAAAUGAGGUAGAAUUGGUAGGUCUUGGUAAACUUUGAAAAGUUUGCCAAGAGGUAUUUUGAACCAAAGCGUCGUUGCAGGCGCUUUUGAGGGAGCUAUUAGAAAAUGACUCACACUGGUCAACUGGCAAGAGUUCGCAGUUCCCUUUAUCUACACAACGAAUAUAUCCUAUGUUCCAGGCUUGUCUGAAAAGAUAUGAGAAACGCUGCGGAGUUAUUCUCACAUCAAAAAAAAGGGCAAACUCGGCUGUGUUAAUAAAAGAUGGAGACUUAUGCCGGUAUUCUGCGAGCAGUCUCAUGUCUCUAAUAGAGACGAUUCUGUGGUGAAAUCUAUUUAGUGACUGUUUGGUAUUCUGGCGAGUUUGUCUCAUCUCUAAUUGAGCAAUAUCAGUCUCUAAUUUGUUAUCUGCUUUGCACCAAGUCAUAGAAAAACAAGAGCAAAGCAAUGGCUGAUGAAGUUGGACUAUUUUACCUUAUGAUGAAAAAUCGAGAGGAGGAAGAGAGCUACAUUCGCAGGCGCAAUCUGACUGUUUUGCGAAACAAAAAAGAUCCGUUUUCAUACGAAGAGAACACAUUCAGGAAGUUUUUUCGAUUUCCCAAAUCUUUGUGCUGGGAUCUCAUUAAUCAACUCAAGCCGUAUGACCAACAGCAAACAUCGAUUCCAUUUGAACUUCGGUUUAUUUCAGUUUUAUAUUUUUUAUGCAAUGGCUCAUAUCAGUGUUGCGUGGGAAAUGCAUAUUUCGCGGUGAUGAGCCAACCAACCAUUUCUCGAUGUAUCGAAUAUAUUUGUAAAUUGGUGGUGGAGCGAAAACAUGGCGAAGUGCGUUUUCCUAAUUCUGUUGAAGAGUACAAUAGAAUUAAGACUGGAUUUUAUUCGAAAUUUGGAAUAAAAGGUGUAAUUGGAGCAAUUGAUUGCACUCAUGUUGGCAUAAUUGCACCUGCCUUGUCAAACACAGUUGUACCGCAUGAUUAUAUGAACAGAAAAGGUUAUUAUAGCAGGUUUGUGUGACG
Messenger RNA from Bactrocera dorsalis (oriental fruit fly), 1259 nucleotides. RefSeq names its product putative nuclease HARBI1. The transcript is spliced from 5 exons. NCBI's taxonomy places the organism in Eukaryota, Metazoa, Arthropoda, Insecta, Diptera, Tephritidae. The record is from RefSeq and is a predicted model, not a curated record. The coding region runs from base 694 to 1257 and encodes 187 amino acids.